Messenger RNA from Dioscorea cayenensis subsp. rotundata (Guinea yam), 738 nucleotides. RefSeq lists its product as uncharacterized. The record is from RefSeq and is a predicted model, not a curated record. Lineage: Eukaryota; Viridiplantae; Streptophyta; Magnoliopsida; Dioscoreales; Dioscoreaceae.
ACUGAUGGAGAUUUUUCUUAUCAAAUCAAAUGGCAGCGAUAUCAUCUUUCCGUCCAACCUCGCUCGCCGCCGCUCGUGUCCAUAAGAGAUGGCCGUCCCACCCUUUCUCCACCUCCUGCUCCACCGCCGGCCAAACCUCCGGCGAGCCGAAGCCCCUCAUGCAAAACCAUCUAGUGCUAUACACCAAGCCGGGAUGCUGCCUCUGCGAAGGCCUCAAGGAGAAACUCCAGGUAGCGCUCUUCCUCACAGGCCCCAACUCUCUUUGCUCCGUCAAUCUCCAGAUUCGUGACAUCUCCGGCAAUCCCGAGUGGGAGAGGCUCUACCAGUAUGAAAUUCCCGUGCUUGCUCGCGUCCUCCCUGAUGGCACUGAGGAAACCCUUCCAAGACUAUCUCCACGCCUGGGGGUGGAGCUCAUCCAGAAGAAAAUUGCCGCUGCAUUGGAAAAUUAAGAGCAACUUAUUGAAAAUGGUGCGGGGUUCAUGAAUUUAUUGAUAUUUUUCAGAAACUCUAGAAUUGGCUUCUCUGGUUUCUAGUUGACCCCUUAGUGGUUGGAUAUACUGAAUAUGGUGGCCCGGGUGUCAAGGUUCUUUUUUCUUGUUACAUAUCCUUGUGCAUGUAUCAGUACAAAAUAAUUGCCCUGUUCUUGAAGAUGAUCUUCUAGACAGCAUGGUCUUUCAUUCUGCCAUUGCAGUCUAGGCUUUAAUUCAUUUAUUAAUUUAUUUCCGACUGUAUGCAAAA